CCCCUUUCCUGCGUCGCACCCGGAAGCGUCCGGGUUGUGGCUGUGGGGAUGGCCGCCCUUUAUUCCCCCGCCGCCAGCCCCCGGCCGGAGGGGCGGCCAGAGCUGGUGGGCCCCGCGGAGGGCGCCGACGCGCUGUUCGUGGUGCUGGGCGCCGGCUUCACGGCGCUGAGCCACCCGCUGCUGUACGUCAAGCUGCUGGUGCAGGUGGGACAUGAGCCUCUACCUCCAACCCUUGGGAGAAAUGUACUGGGAAGAAAAGUGUUGUACCUACCUGGCUUUUUCACUUAUGCCAGACACAUUGUCAAAGUGGAUGGGAAAACAGGACUCUUCCGUGGUCUUACGCCUCGAAUUCUCUCUAGCACUUUAUCCACAAUCACCCGGGGGAGUGUGAAGAAGGCCUUUCCUUUGGAGGACAUGGAACAUGUUUCUAACAAGGAUGAUAUGAAGACUUCCCUCAGGAAAGUCAUGAAAGAGACCUCUCACGAGAUGCUGAUGCAGUGCGUGUCCCGUGUUAUUUCUCACCCCUUACAUGUAAUCUCUAUGCGCUGUAUGGUCCAGUUUGUAGGCCGGGAAGUCAAGUACAGUGGUGUGUUUAGCUCCAUCAGCAGGAUUUUUAAAGAAGAAGGCAUCCUGGGAUUCUUCGUUGGCUUAGUCCCUCACCUCCUGGGGGAUGUCGUCUUCUUGUGGUGCUGUAACCUGCUGGCUCACUUUAUCAACACCUAUGCAGUGGAUGACAAUUUCAGCCAAGCCUCUGUGAUCCGGAGCUACACAAAGUUUGUGAUGGGGAUUGCCGUGAGCAUGCUGACGUAUCCCUUCCUUCUAGUGGGAGAUCUCAUGGCAGUGAACAAUUGUGGGUUGCGUGCUGGCCUCCCUCCUUACUCUCCUGUGUUUACGUCAUGGAUUCAUUGUUGGAGACACCUCAGUGCUCAGGGGCAGCUGUUCCGAGGCUCCAGCCUGCUCUUCCGCAGAGUGUCUGCAGCAGCAAGCUUCCCCAUUGACUAACUCCUCCAUUCAGUUCAGGACCUCGGCUGGGAGAAGUGGACAAACACGGACUCUUUUUUUUAAAAAAAAAAAAAAAAAGAAGGAAACCCUUAAAGCUCUAUAUUUUCUUUCAAAUUUGAAGUCCAAGGUGCCAGAACAAACCUCCUCCUGUCCGACGAGACCAGAAAUGAAUUGGCCCAUUGAGAACUAGCUUCUAAAGUGUAGUCGGGUCAGAUUCCCUUCCCUAUGGCUGAUUCAACCAUUACCAUUGAGAGGAGAAGGGUCUUGGCUCUCUGGCCCAGCCUGUAGUUCUUGACUCAGAAGGGACAGUGUUUAAAUGUGGAUAAAACCCAGGUAUUUAAAUGGAGUAGCUUGGAGGAACUCUGGGAUCCAGUGUAGAGACAAGAGGCUGCUUUGUCAUCCAAGUAUGUGUUGCCUAAAUUGAAAAGCAGCAACAUCUGGGUUUGUCUUGCUGAGUGGGUCGCAUCAAGCCUGACCCUUCUUUGGUGCCCAGUAGCGAUGCAGUAAGGUAGUAGAAAGCACUAAAAAGCUUAUUCCCGAACCUCUGCCUUGGUGAACAACCCUUGUCUGACUGGUCUGCCGAAGCAUCUUUUCUAUGUUUUGACACGAGGGUGAAUCAGCAGGGCCAGAGAGGUUGAACUGUACUCUGCCUCUGACUGAGGAGAGCAUUAUUAAACUAGAUUCCCUUUGAUGGAUUGCUUCCAGGUAAACACUAAUUUAUGUCCUGUCCCAUUUCCUCUGGAGGACGCUCCAUCAGCCAAAUGCCUGCCAUAAGCUGCAGCUCCACUGUGGCUUAAAAUGUCCCAUUGCCCACAUUCGUACUGUCAGGGGUCAUGUGAGCACUAAGGAGCAAGAUGUUUUGGGGGAGGUGGGGUGUUGUGAUGGGAAUAAGUUAAUUAAAUCAAGUGAAGGGAAGCUGAGGAGUGCCAAGAUUGAUGUAGCCAUUGACAUUGAUAUGAGUGGAGUCCCUCAAUGGAAGCAAUGGGGCUUGUAUUCGCACUUAGAGCAGGGAUAUGCACUGUUAUAUAGAAAGCUGCUGUGUAGGCAGGAGUGUAGAAAGAUGGUCUGACUCUGGGAAUUUUCUGUAUUGGGGGGCACUAAUGAUAUAACUGCUGGAAUUCACUGUAGCUGAAUAGUAAACUUUUUAGGCAUGUAAUUGCCUGCUAGUUACUGGAUUAGAUGGACCAUUGGUCUGACAUGAUAUGCUUCUACUGUACUGGCUCUGCAGUCAUGCUGGUGACCCAAAGCCAGGCAGCACCAACCUCAGGCAGCAAUUGGUGGUAUCUUCCUGGCAAAGCCAAGCAUUGCUACUUGCACACUAGAGAGAAACUUCGCCCCCUUACUACAGUGGUACCGAUGAAUGGCAUUGCUUAUAUUAGUUCAGUUUGCUAAUGGGCAACAAAACAAAUUUGGCACAACUUAAAAUGUCUGUUUAGGUACCAACUAGAGUAAUGGAAUAAGCCUCAAAGAAUUGAGAGGAUGUUUGACAGUCAAGUCCACCAAGUCUCUAUGCACUUCAAACACUAAGGUGCCUGUCGUGGUGUUUUGGGGCCUUGUGUAGCAGAGCUCCCCUCUGGUUGCAGAGUAGGAUUUAUCUGCAGCUCCCGAGAUGGAGGUUUUCCCAAUGUUCUGUGCUGUGACAACGGACAGGCAGGUUUCCCCCUUUUUCAGUCCCUGUCUUGCUUAUUCUGCUGAGCAGUCCUUUAUGUCUGGUCCAAAUGUGCAUUGUUCCAUCUUCCUGUUUUAAUGGGGCCCGGAAGAGCUUUCUGGGACCACGAGCAAACACCCUAACAAUUGUUGUGAGUUAGGAAUGUUGCAUCGAAGCGCGAGAGGUCUGCCCCUCGGCACUUCCUGCAUGGUUUGCUUCCAAGAUAACAGAGCAAGCUCCAUCACGGUUGGCUUUGGUUCUUGAAGUUGGCAGUGAUUCAUGAGAUGACUGGGACAGUCUGCAUCUUCCAUGCAUGAUGCCUCCAUCCUGAUCUGUCAUUACGUGAAGGCUUCUCAUGAGCAGAUGGGCUUGUUACAAGACCUGACUACAGUGUAAGUUUUAUGCGUGACCCAAGAUGUGCAAUGGAAAGGCUUUGUGGCCUUGGCAAUGGCAGCUGCUACAAACAAGGACCUUGCUCCCAGUAUGUUGGGGGUCCUACUCUCCCUUCACCCCAUCUUCCCUUUGAAAUGGUUGAUGUUAACAAUGACAACAAAUGCAUGCUUGUAUUCUGUAACGGUGAGAGGUUAUCUCCAAAGAGGAUUUAACUGUGCUCUGAAAUAAACCUGUGAAAAAACA
Messenger RNA from Alligator mississippiensis (American alligator), 3286 nucleotides. It is a transcript of the gene MTCH1, whose product is annotated as mitochondrial carrier 1. The record is from RefSeq and is a predicted model, not a curated record. The transcript has 12 exons. Bases 49 to 1002 code for a protein of 317 amino acids. Gene Ontology annotation, cellular component: mitochondrion; membrane. Gene Ontology annotation, biological process: positive regulation of apoptotic process. NCBI's taxonomy places the organism in Eukaryota, Metazoa, Chordata, Crocodylia, Alligatoridae.